GAGAGAGGGUCCUAUGAAGAAUGAAUAAGAGCGAGAGAAAGUAUGAAUGCAAUGCUUUGACAAUACAAAUGUACUUUUAUCAUGUCAGUAAAGUGAACUUGAGAAAGAGAGAAAGAGAGAGAGAGGGAGAGAGCAAGGCUAAAGUCAGGGGGGCAGCUGGGAGAGAGAGGGAGAGAGAGAGAGAGAGAGAGAUUAUGAGAGAGAGGUGCAUGUGAUGAGGAGGAGAAGGAGGUGCAUAAUAAAACCCCUUCAUGCAGAGGCCCAGUCAUUUCUUUACUCUGCCUCUCUCUAACUUCCCUCUGCAGUGGAGUGUAUCUGCCAUGUCUGCGUCCCCUCUCUCCUCCAGGCUGCUCCUGCUGGGCCUGACUGCUGCCCGCGCAACAACAUGUGGACGCUUCCGACAGCCUGGCUGCAUUUUCAGCAAUGCUAGAGGAGUGAGCUCAGGCCCAGCACUCAGGGCAGAGGAGAGGGCAACCAUUCACUUCGUAAAUCGUGAUGGAAAGAGAAUCUCAGUGAACACUUUAACUGGAGUUUCGCUGCUUGAUGUCGUUGUCAACAAAAAUUUAGACUUUGAAGGAUUUGGUGCAUGUGAAGGAACGUUAGCCUGCUCUACAUGCCACCUGAUCUUUGAAGAGAAGGUCUACAAUAAACUCAUGGCUGAUACCUCCAUAUCUGAUGAGGAGAUGGACAUGCUGGACUUGGCCUAUGGGCUGACGCCCACGUCUCGGCUGGGCUGCCAGGUGUGUGUGAGUAAACUUCUGGACGGGAUGGUCGUGCGUGUGCCUGAGGCAGUGACUGACGCUAGGAAGACCAAUGACAAAGACUCCGCCCCUUGAAGUCCCACCCCCCUCUGUGUUAGACCACACCUCCAAUUUAGACCCUUUUCAUGUUUGCACCAAAACAUAGUGAAAAAAUGACCAACCUUGUUCUGCACAGACAUAAAGAGCUCAGCAGAUGUGAACUGUCUGAACUGUGACGUUGUCAUCAACAUGAAAAGUGGCCAAAGAAAUAGCUUCUUUGUUAUACUGUUAGAAUAGUACAACAUAAAAAUAAGUAGAGCUCUAUGAGGACUUGAAUUGAGUGGAAGGUAAAAGGCACUGUAAAAUAUAUGUUGCUGCUCAAAAUGAAUAAAAAAACCAUGUAACUAUUGUCUAUAGAUCCACAAACUACAAAUAUUGACUCUAAAUGUAUCAAAUUUGAGUGAAACCAAAUCAAAUAAUGUA
This is a messenger RNA of Colossoma macropomum (tambaqui), 1223 nucleotides long. RefSeq names its product ferredoxin 1 (gene fdx1). Gene Ontology annotation, molecular function: 2 iron, 2 sulfur cluster binding. The transcript has 4 exons. NCBI's taxonomy places the organism in Eukaryota, Metazoa, Chordata, Actinopteri, Characiformes, Serrasalmidae. The record is from RefSeq and is a predicted model, not a curated record. Gene Ontology annotation, cellular component: mitochondrion. Gene Ontology annotation, biological process: positive regulation of oxidoreductase activity; P450-containing electron transport chain. The coding region runs from base 252 to 836 and encodes 194 amino acids.